AUGAGCGAAUACUGGGUCUCCAAGAAGAAAUAUUUCUGCAAGUACUGCGAGAUAUAUAUAACAGACGAUGCGCCCUCACGAAGGCAGCACGAGAACGGCCUGAGGCAUCAAGGCAACAAGGAGCGAUUCGUCAGAGGCUUGUACAAGGCGAGCGAGAAGAAAAAGCAUGAUGCCGAAGAAGAACGCAGGGAAAUGGCAAGGGUCGAACUGGCCGCCCAAGCUGCGUUCGCGCAAGACGUGGGGUCUGGUAUUGCUAGACCUAGUACAUCGGCAUCCUCGGCACCAACAGCCUCUACUUCUCGAAAGUCUGCCGCUACACCCGUCUCGUCGAGCCCGUGGGCCAAUUACACGACUGCGGAGUCGCUCGGCAUUACCGACCCAGAUGAAGAGCGUAGGCGAGCGGAGGCUGAGCGGCGGCGGACGAUGGGCGUCGCGGGCGAGUGGCAGAUAGUAACGCCCACGAUGCCGUCACAGAACGCUUCGCCAGCUCCAGAGAUCCCAUACAGCGCCGUCAGUGCCGAUGCAUCACAGAAACGACCGGCAGAAGCUGCUCCUCCAGAGGACGAUGCACCUCGGGGUUGGAAGUUAAAGAAGAAGAAACUGGACGUGGGAUUAGGGGAGGUUUACGACCCUGGGCUUAUUCCGAUAAAGCUGAAGACCAAGAAGGAAGAACCAGCGGAUCGCGAACUACCCCAGGUGAAGACGGAGACAGAAGCCUCCGCCUCGAGCUCUACGCAAGGGAGUGUAAUAUCUGGCAAUCCCAACGCUACUCCUCUUCCAAAGUGGUCGAAGAUACAGUGGAAGAAGCCCGGGGAGCCGUCUGAGACCAGUCCUGCUCCAGAGUCGCGGGAUGUGGAUCCGGCUGGACAGGAAGUAAAGCAGGAGUCUCCGGAGGCGCAACAGACUGUCAAGGCCGAAGAUCCUUCACCCUCGCUCCCCCUAGAAAGUUCGGUCCCACCUAUAGAUACUCAAUUGAAACAAGAGGAGGAACCCUCGGUUAAAUUGGAAGAACCCUCAUCUCAGACGGGGUUUCCAGCACCGUCUUCCGGCGGUGGAACCUUGUUCAAGAAACGGAAGGCACCUCCGGGGACUGCUGGUACGAGAUCGAGAAGAGGAAUGUGA
This is a messenger RNA of Gloeophyllum trabeum ATCC 11539, 1122 nucleotides long. RefSeq lists its product as uncharacterized. The transcript has 2 exons. Bases 1 to 1122 code for a protein of 373 amino acids. Lineage: Eukaryota; Fungi; Basidiomycota; Agaricomycetes; Gloeophyllales; Gloeophyllaceae. Gene Ontology annotation, cellular component: precatalytic spliceosome; nucleus. Gene Ontology annotation, molecular function: RNA binding; zinc ion binding. Gene Ontology annotation, biological process: mRNA splicing, via spliceosome. The record is from RefSeq and is a predicted model, not a curated record.